CCGGCUGCAGGAUCGCUGGAAUGCGGUGUGGAAAGGAAUCUCUACUGUCCUAUUGUUCCCUUGUUUCCUCGGUCUCAUCACACGCCGGCACGUCCAGUUCACUUACAGAGCUAUGGACAUUUCAGGUUUCACGUCAAAAUGCCUACCUCAGAAUUCCGCUCAACCAGUCGGGCCAAGGUACAACACCAACCCCCAGCCAGUCACCAACCAGAACAGGGCUUUUAAUGGGUUUGUUCCCAUACAAAACUGUUACAUGCAAUCAAGUUCGAUGAUGGCUACUCCCAGCAUGCACUUCAUACCGAUGAGUCAUCACAACCUGCAACCACGUGGCCAACAGAACACGGAGAUACUUCCUCAAAUCUACGACCAGACAAAUUUUGUACCAGAGGUGAUGCUGCCUAACGGUAUGAACAUGCGUCCUGUUGGAUUAUUGAACGGAGAAUUGUUGUACAAAGUUACAGCUCCCAACUAUACUGCUCCUCUUCCACCCACCAUACCCAGGAUUAAGAAGAAAAACAGAAAAGUGGAUCAAACAUAUGUCAAGAAACCACCAAAUGCAUUUAUGCUGUUCAUGAAGGAACAUCGGCAAGCUGUGAAGCACCAUUCGCACUUACGGAAUAGCGCAGAUAUCAACAAGAUCCUUGGAAGAAUGUGGCAUUUGCUAGCGAAGGAGGAGAAGGCCAAGUACUAUGAACUCGCUGACAAAGUGAAGCGAAUGCACUCGCAGCAACACCCCGACUGGUCUUGGAGGCACAAUUACGGCAAAAAAGAGGACUAUAAACAUAUGCGGGACACAGACGUUAACAGUUUGCAGGCUGCACUGGUGCCCGAACUGGAGGAGGAAAGUGUGCAGGCCGAGAGCGAGUCGGACGACGACGACCCUGACGUCUUGUCUCUGAGUUCAACAACAGUACAACUCUCCCUGGAACAGCACAUUUCCCAAAUAUACCUGAAAGAGGCACCCGGCCUCAACGUGAGGACUGACCCCCCUCCUCCACCAAGAUCACCCAGGCAAUCGUCACAGUCCCGCCCGGAUUGUUGACUUCUUCUUUUUUUGGGGACUUCUGUUGUGCUCAUUCUGUCCUGAGCCAACCUUGGCAAAUUUGAGACAAUUUUUUUAAAGCCAAAAAUGUAUCACACACAAACACAAGCCUCUGUUUGAACACAUGAAUAUGAUCGAAUUCAUAACAAUAACAAGUUAGCCAGUAUCCUUUCCCGAGACUGUUGACAUAUUUGAUCAUACAAUAUGUCCGACACCAUCGUUCAGACACAAUUUUCUUGCACCAAAAUCAAUGGAGGUGCAUUAUAGUCAACAUUUAACCUUGAACGCAAUGCUGCUUGACCUCCAAAACUAUUUUUUUUCAUAGUUAAUGGCUUCCAGACCCAACCACGAUGAGUCAAUAUCCACAAAAUAGGAUUCAGUAUUAAUAAAUUGAAUAUAUUUUUAUUUAGAGCAUAAAAAAUCAGUAUAAUUUAUGUUAUGUACAGUAAUGUUGUUUUUGUAGACAUGAAGUAACACAGUAUUAACACAAUAGUACUGCAUUUUUUCCGACGGUUGAAUACGCGUGUAUGCUUUGCUGCAUUUUGUUGCAUUUUUGUUGCUCCUGUGUUGAGACACCAGAAUAUGCAAAACCGGAUCGCUCCUCCCUGCAAAACCCUCUUACGUUAAGUGACGUGCACCUCCCAAAAAAAAAAAAAAUUAUCUUGCGGGCCGUAAGGGCUGUGAUUGGUUGGCUUGUAGUCAACGUUGAAUUUGGGAUCAAUAUUUGUGAUAAAAGUGACGAUUGUCACCCAUUGCUAUAACACACCCUGCUCUCUUUAUUUACCAUUGUUUUCUACCUACUAAGGAAAUUAACAAGCCAAAUAGUGAACUCAUUGCGAUGACGACGCAUCACAUGUUCAAGCCUAACGAAGAGCUUCAAAAUUGACAGGUCUGUUAUUGUCUUUAUUGAUGCAUAGCAGAUGCCGGUGCCAGCAACUCAUACAGUGGUUUGUACAGAUAAACAAAUAUGGGUGGGGCAUGACAGAAAUAAUUAAGAACCUUUGAGUUAAUCCAUUAUAAACAAAUAUGGGUGGGGCAUGACAGAAAUAAUUAAGAACCUUUGGGUUAAUCCAUACCAGUGUCAACUGUCGUCAUCGGAAAACCGUUUACUGUCCAGGUAAUGUCUUAAGCGACGUUCCUUGUGAGUAUAAAAAAG
This is a messenger RNA of Doryrhamphus excisus (bluestripe pipefish), 2198 nucleotides long. Lineage: Eukaryota; Metazoa; Chordata; Actinopteri; Syngnathiformes; Syngnathidae. The record is from RefSeq and is a predicted model, not a curated record.